Molecule: messenger RNA, 1150 nt
Organism: Lottia gigantea (owl limpet)
Lineage: Eukaryota; Metazoa; Mollusca; Gastropoda; Lottiidae
Exons: 7
Coding region: 89-763 (224 amino acids)
Cellular component (GO): endosome
Source: RefSeq, a predicted model, not a curated record
AACAAGAUGGCCGAAACAAUAUAACAACAAAACUUUUAAUGGUUUUUAUCUGCAUGAUACAAGCUUAACAGCUUUAGAUUUUGACAGAAUGUCUGCCCAGGAUAGACAGCAGUUCGAUCCACAGCGUUCACAAGUCGUAGGUCUCAAGAUGAAGCUCGUUCUAACACCAGAAGAACAAGCUAUACUGAAAGAAUGCCAGAAUGAAAGUUUGUUUUAUAGCUGUUUACCAAUAUCAUUUGUAAUGGGUGCUGGAACCCAUUAUUUAAGACAUCUAGGAAUAAUAAAGGGGAGAUAUCUAGGACUAACUGUGGCUUUAUUUACUGGGUAUUUUGCUGGUAAAAUUGCCUAUUUACCAAAGUGCAAAAAGAAAUUUGAAACGAGAAUACCAAAUUCUACCUAUAGUCAAUUAAUAACUGGAAAAAUAACCCAACAGGAGUAUCUUCAGAUAACACAGAAUGAACAGCAGGCAGCAAGUAUGGCUGGUUACCCACAACAAUAUAGUAAUACACAACCUGAUACAGAGGGAGCGUUUAAUUAUGAUGAUGGAGAAAAUGAAACAAUAAAACAAAAUGUGACAUAUGAUGAAUUGAGACGGAAACAUAGAGAACAAUAUAGCGGAAACCAACCUGCGACUUCAAAACCUAAAUUUGAUAUGCAGCGUAUGGGAGAGGUAGACUGGAGCAAACCUAGAAUGGCAGACAACACAAACAAAGGAAAAGGUAAGAAGAACCAAUAUGGAGAUGAAUGGGAUGAUGGAAAAUAACUCUGGGAAAGAAUUAGGCGUAUUACAUGUAUUUAUAUAUCUAUUAGUGCUUGAAAUUAACAGAAAAUGAACAGAGACUAUAAAAAAACAUGUUUGGUGUCUGGUUUACAAAAACUUAAUUUUAGAGUUUUGGCCCCUGUUUCUCGAAAUAUCAUAAGAUCCAUUUCCGUCAAAUAUUAGAUAUUUCUCAAUGAAAAUUUCAAAUAUUUCGAAAGUUAUUAUGUAACAUUUUCGGCGGAACAGGAUGUCUGAUCAUCUGAUUGGUCCAAGAUAGAUUUUAAAUUUAAGGUUAUUAACCACUCAUAUUACUGUAUUUCUUUUUUAAAUCUUGAUUUUGUUAUGAUGAAGUACCUGUGAAUUUAUGAAUGAAAGUGUGAAUUGAAAAAA